This is a messenger RNA of Oncorhynchus gorbuscha (pink salmon), 6568 nucleotides long. RefSeq names its product kinesin-like protein KIF16B. The transcript is spliced from 23 exons. Gene Ontology annotation, molecular function: microtubule motor activity; microtubule binding; ATP binding. NCBI's taxonomy places the organism in Eukaryota, Metazoa, Chordata, Actinopteri, Salmoniformes, Salmonidae. Gene Ontology annotation, biological process: microtubule-based movement. The record is from RefSeq and is a predicted model, not a curated record. The coding region runs from base 458 to 5743 and encodes 1761 amino acids.
AACAUCAAGCCUAAGGGAAUAGGAACAGUUAGAAGAGACGCACCAAAAUCACUGACGUGUAUUUAGUUUCCUCAUCUUUCGUGCCGACUACGGUGUCGUUGGGUUUCAUCUGACCUGAAGAUAUAUCAUUUGCAUUGGCGCUGUUUGGUGUGUUUCUAUAUUUUAUUGUUGUUGUCUGUGUUUUUUUUGGGGAUCGUCGCCCAGAGGUUUCUGUAGCCGGUGGUCCUUCUGGGAACUCGUUUUGUCCAGUUCGGGUAGUGACAUUCUGUAUCGGAUUCAAUGUGUAUCGUUACGUUAACCCCCCUCCCCUUUUUUUUGCGAAGUUUGGAAGCAUAUUUUUCAACGGAGAUUGUGAUAAUUUGUGAAUGUAUUAGAUGUUUCUAAACUCACUGCAAGCACUUUCCCGUUUUAUUUGUGCCGCCACCGUUGUGUUGAAAACCCCUCUGUACGUCGCAUCAUGGGAAACGUCAGUAGGAAGACUGGAGCCCAGGUCCGUUGGAGACACCAAGCGUUCGCUGUCAGGUGCAGUUCCCAGGUGAUUUGGACGAAGGUGCGCCGUGCCAUGGCGUCAGUGUGUGUGGCUGUCCGUGUUCGACCCUUGAACCAAAGAGAAAAGGAAAUGUCAGCGAAGGUCAUUAUCCACAUGAAGGGGAAGACCAUUUCUGUAGACGGAAACAACAAGGACAUACACAAAGGUAUUCCUGGCAUUGGCCUGACGGACCGAGGAAGACAUUCAUUCUCCUAUGAUUUCUCCUACGACUCUACUGAUGUCGGAAGCCCCAACUUUGUGCCUCAGGAGAAGGUGUUUAAAGACUUGGGCUGUGAUGUCCUGAAGGCAGCGUUUGAAGGUUACAACGCCUGUGUGUUCGCCUAUGGACAAACCGGGUCAGGGAAGUCUUAUACCAUGAUAGGAAACCCAGGAGAUCUAGGUCUGAUUCCACGGAUCUGUGAUGGACUCUUCUGUCACAUAUCAGAGAUGGACCAGGUGGAUGGGGCCUCCUACCGCAUAGAGGUCAGCUACCUGGAGAUUGAUAAUGAGCGUGUACAGGACCUCCUCACGACUAAGACUGACCCAGGGAGCGGGUCAGGACUCCACCUCAGAGAACACCCCAAGGAUGGUCCCUAUGUGGAGAACCUGUCGACGCACCUGGUUCAGAACUACACUGAUAUUGAGGAGCUAAUGCAUGCUGCGAAUGCCAAACUCAUCACGGCGAACACAGGCAUGAAUGACGUUAGCAGCCGAUCUCACUCCAUCUUCACCGUCAUCAUCACACAGGUUCGUUUUAAAGCAGUGCUGCCAUGUGAGACUGUGAGUAAGAUCCACCUGGUAGACUUGGCAGGCAGUGAGAGGACUGGUGCCAGACUGAAGGAAGGAGCCAACAUCAACAAGUCCCUGGUCACUCUGGGUAGUGUCAUCUCUGCUCUGGCUGAUACAUGUGUGACUGGAGAAGGGAGCUCCCACACAGGGAAGAUGAAGAAGCAGCUGUUUAUCCCCUACAGAGACUCUCUUCUUACCUGGCUCCUGAUGAAUAGCCUGGGGGGAAACUCCAAGACAAUCAUGAUAGCAACCAUUUCUCCUGCUGACGUGCACUACGGUGAGACACUGAGCACUUUGCGCUAUGCUAACCGAGCUAAGAACAUCGUUGACUGUGGGCUUGUUGACGAGGACAGUGGUGUUAAAGUCAUCAGAGAACUGCAGGAGGAGAUCGGUAGACUGAGAGGACUGAUGGAGAAUAACAUCCAGGAAGAGACUGUAGCUCUGAGGAAUGAGGGUAUCCGUGUAGUGUUGGACUCAGAACCACCUCAUCUAAUCAGCAUCGACGAUGACCUUCUCAGCACCGCCGUUAUUUUCUAUCAUUUAAAAGAAUGCAGGACGCUGGUGGGUCGACACGAGGCGCCGUCCAAUCAGGAUAUGGGUUCUGUCAUCCAGCUAAGGAGAGGAACGAUGUUCCAUUUCAACCAUCCUAAAGAGACUGUCCAACUCAGAGAGCAACGCAAGAGUGCCCUUCUCUCCAGUCGGUCCAUGGCGCACCUCUCCGAGCCCACAGAGAACCUGUCCAAGGAAAUGCUUUUCCAUUCCGGGAUGGAUGUGCUAGCUGCAGUAGGACUGACUGGAGUAACUAGACAACAGAGGAGCUCUGUGGUCUUGUCUCCACUAAAGACCUGUACGGUAAUGCAGGCUGAUGGGUGUACUGUGGAGCCUAACACGAGCCCAGGUGUCCUGUCAGGUCUCUCUUCUGACGGCUGCAGCAGGAGACUGUACAAGGCCGGAGCCUGUUACAGUGGCCCUGCAGAGACCUCAUUAGGUGCUGUUGUAUCCCACCUGCAGAGAGGAGACGAAGGAGAAAUAGAUGGAGGAACAGAGGAAGGAACGCACCACGCACACUUCCCACUGGCCAGCAGCAGCUCAACAUACACACAGACCUCUCGGUUUGACAAACACACUGCCUCUCUGUCCCAGACCGAACACACAGCCUCCCGGCUGGACAGGGACAGACACAGACGCAGCCAGGCGGUACGCGGCCUACCGCUAGCAGCAUUGGAGGGCCAGUUCAGUCGUUGCAUCAUGAAUUCAUCCAAGACCACGGUGGAGGGCUACGGAGACUAUUACAAGGAGGAGACCCAGGCUGGGGCUAGGAGAGAGGAGGUUAGCAGGGUGUCUAGGGGUGAGGAGGCCCAGGCUGGGGCUAGGAGAGAGGUUGAGAAGGUUAGCAGGGUGUCUAGGGGUGAGGAGACCCAGGCUGGGGCUAGGAGAGAGGAGGAGGUUGAGAAGGUUAGCAGGGUGUCUAGGGGUGAGGAGGCCCAGGCUGGGGCUAGGAGGGAGGAGGUUGAGCAGGUUAGCAGGGUGUCUAGGAGUGAGGAGGCCCAGGCUGGGGCUAGGAGGGAGGAGGAGGUUGAGCAGGUUAGCAGGGUGUCUAGGGGUGAGGAGGCCCAGGCUGGGGCUAGGAGGGAGGAGGAGGUUGAGCAGGUUAGCAGGGUGUCUAGGAGUGAGGAGGCCCAGGCUGGGGCUAGGAGGGAGGAGGUUGAGCAGGUUAGCAGGGUGUCUAGGGGUGAGGAGAACCAGGCUGGGGCUAGGAGGGAGGAGGAGGUUGAGCAGGUUAGCAGGGUGUCUAGGGGUGAGGAGAACCAGGCUGGGGCUAGGAGGGAGGAGGAGGUUGAGCAGGUUAGCAGGGUGUCUAGGGGUGAGGAGGCCCUGGCUGGGGCUAGGAGGGAGGAGGUUAGCAGGGUGUCUAGGGGUGAGGAGAACCAGGCUGGGGCUAGGAGGGAGGAGGAGGUUGAGCAGGUUAGCAGGGUGUCUAGGGGUGAGGAGGCCCUGGCUGGGGCUAGGAGGGAGGAGGAGGUUAGCAGGGUGUCUAGGGGUGAGGAGACCCAGGAUGAGAGCCAGUUCUCUGCUUCCGGGCUGGGUGCUCUGGUUAGCAGAGUAUCCCAGAUCUCUGGGCUUGGGGGGAAGCAUGAGCUAGACUCUCUGGGGGAAGAGAGCUCUAUCUCUGGGAUGGGUUCUGUGGUCAGCAGUGAAGUCUCUAUCUCUGGGAUGGGUUCUGUGGUCAGCAGUGAGGUCUCUAUCUCUGGGAUUGGUUCUGUGGUCAGCAGUGAGGUCUCAGUGAGGUUCCCGGACAUGUGGCGUCUCCUCCACAGCUCCCUCCCGAGAGUCCUGCAGCAGUUCUGGGACAGUACAGGAAUUCGUGGAGAUGGGGGAAUGGCUGGGAGUCUGCAACCUGGAGCUGUGGGAGGAGCCUGCUCCAGUUGGCCCAGUCAGGUUGUCUCAAUGGUGAGGGAGAGUCUGGUGCUGUCAGUGGUCAAAGACAGCCAGGUCUUCUCAUUGGUCAGAGAGAGUCACAUGUUCUCCUAUGUUAAAGACAGUCGGGUGUUCUCUAUAGUCAGUGAGCUGCCAUUGGUGCAACAGAUGAGCACUGAGCUAACUCAUGACUUCAGGAGCAUUCCCAUUGAGCUAACACAUGACUUCAGGAGCAUUCCCAUUGAGCUAACACAUGACUUCAGGAGCAUUCCCAUUGAGCUAACUCAUGACUUCAGGAGCAUUCCCAUUGAGCUAACUCAUGACUUCAGGAGCAUUCCCAUUGAGCUAACUCAUGACUUCAGGAGCAUUCCCAUUGAGCUAACUCGUGAUCUUCAACAAGUGGAGUCAACUGGAAUACAGCAGAGAGCUGCACCAAAAAUGAACCUCUCCCUUCUUACAACCCAGAAUACUGUCUUCAGCCCAGCACCAAGCCUGUACCCAGCCCAGAAUGCCACUGAGUUCCCACAUAGAGAGAACACUGGUAAAGAAGUGGAUUGGAGAACAGGGGAACAGAAUCCCAUCCGAGAACUGGAGUGGACUCCGGAAGGCAGACAGGAGGCUCCAUCUACGUCAGAGGUACAGAUUACAACCAAGGAGGAGCUGUGGUCACCAGAGGACCAGAUCAAGAUGGCGGAGGACCCACAGUGUGUCACCGAUGGCAGCAAACCACAGUCCCCUCCAGAGCAGGGGGACAAUGCCAGGUCUGCAGUUCCAGAGAAGAGCUCUGUUCCUGGGCAGGCGAAGCAGUGGACUGAGGGUGUCCAGGUAUAUUACCAGAGACUGAUGGAGUUCCCAGGGGCUCUGGUUCAACUCCAGUCCCUUCCUGUAUUCACCCUGCUGGCCUGUCUCCAGUCUGUUGUCCCCUCUGUCUUCACCUCGCAGAGACUCGUGGCUCUCUACUGGCUGGGUGUGGCCAACUGCAGCCAGCCCCACCCACACCCUUCUGUCGUCCUCUUAUUUGAGUCCUGCCUUUACGCCCUGACCUUUGACCCUGACAUGUCCGAUCAGACCACGCCUCUGACAGUGUUCCACCACCUCCCCCUGCUGCAGAUCAAGGAGAUCCAGGUUGGUUUUGGCGGUCAGAGUCUUCGUCUCACAGCCUCCACUAAGGAGAGUGUCCUGACCCUCUACACCCACAGCCAGACCCUCACCCAGGCCCUCACCCAGACCCUGCUAGGUGUGUUGUCCCCUGGGGACCAGCGAGUGGCUCACCACCCCUUCCUGAAGGAGGACCUGAUGGCGCUGUCUCUGGACUGGAAGGCCCAGGUACCUGACCUGCUGUUGGAUGCUGGGCUCAGGCUGUCUGGUCACUUCCACAAGACCCUAGCUGACCUGGUGUAUAUUCUGCACGGCAACAUGGACAGAGAGAAGCCUAGUCUGGGAGAUGUCAGACUGCUGCUCUACACUACCGUUGGUGUGACAACGACCCCUGACCCCAGACCUGACCCCUGGGCCCAGCUCUUCCUCACAGAGACACACCUGGGACUGGUGCAGGAGAAUGCAGUGUUCCACCCUGCUCCGCGCCACCUCCCCCUGCUGUCCCGACAAGCACAGUUCCAGGGGGUGUCCCUUCGGUGCCGCUCUGACAUCCGCUGUUUGAUGGUCGGAGAUUGGGCUGGGAGCUCCCCCGCUGUGGGGGGAGAUGGAGCUGGUGAUGAAGGCGGGGCAAUUAGACUGGACAUCAUCCUGUCUCGGAACCGGAGGACCAGGGGAGAGCGGUGGGACAGGCCUAGAGAACAGCCUGGAAGAAGUGCUGCUGCUGUGAGGACGGUAGGAAGGGUGGCUGAAGCUGCUAUCCUGUAUGCUGACUCUAAUUCAUGUCCUUCGCCGCAUCAGCAGGCUGAAGUGUGGAAAUUAAAUUUCAGCUGCUCGUCGGAGGCCGCCUGUCUGAUUAAUCACUUGUCAAACGUCUCAAUGGUCACUGAUCAAGGACUGGACAGACCGUAAUGGAACUAGAGCUUAGACAGGACCGGACUGGACAGAAGAACUGGUACCUAAUCCUCAUUGAGAGGAAGUCGAGGUGGCAGUACAGUCCAUCUCAAAACAUCAAAGAUGGAGAAUGUUUCUACUUUGGCACAACUAAAGGCCACUUUCCCCAAACACAGACUAAGAUGAGUCCAUGGACUUAUAAAAGCUUAAAAGACAAUCUCCUUGUACUUGAACUUUCAUCCAGGACUCUGGUGAAUCUGUGUCCAGGAAACAGGCCCGUAGAGUACAUGAAUAUAUAUGACUGUGUUUUGUUGUUCAACGUUUCCAUGCACUGAUUUCUAUGAAAUAUUCAUAUCCUAUUUUCCACGUCUUUCUGAAGUGCACUUUAUUUUUUGGUCUGCUGUUUUCCAUGUUGUGGUUUGGCUGUUUUUUCAUUCACUGUUCCUGUUUACACUGUCGCGGGACCCCAGGACACUUCAUUAGACAGAAUAUAGGCCAUUCUUUUUAAGGAUAGACAUGCAAAAGGGAACAAAUAAUUGCAGGCUAUGCCUUUUUUUUAAGCAUAUUUGCACUUCUGACCACACAAAAGACAUGUGUUUUUCCUCAAAUAUUUGUAAUGUUUGUGUUUUAUGGACAUAUGUAAACAUUUUUGUCUUUAAAUUACUUUAUGCCAAAUAAUAUUAUGCAAUCUAAUUCAUUAUAUUUGAAUUACUUGGUAGGUUCAGACACUUGUGUGUUUAAAAAUACGUGUGUUUAAAAUGGUCAUGUUUACGAUGCUGCAGGUGGAAAAGAUGUGUUUUUGUUUAGGUUUGUCAAGCAUUAAAAGUUAUACAACUUCUCUUA